GCAUAGAGUCUGAUAACAGCUCAUAGCGUCAGCAUCAGGACCCAGCAGAACCUGCCCAUCUCUCCACACACAAGAACAGCGACCACUACACCUAGACAUGGCCAACACAAACCACGGUGCUGUACAGCAGGCAGCAGCUACUGAGCCCAUCAAAUUCCUUAGUAAAGAAGAGGCGAAGGCCCUGGAGGGUGAACUCUAUGAAGAAUACAGAUUUGGACAGCAGCAACUGAUAGAGAUAUCUGGGCACAGCUGUGCCAUGGCAAUAGCGAAGGCUUUUCCGCGGAGCUCACUGUCAAAGAAACAGCCAACGAUAUUGGUGAUCUGUGGCCAGGAGCAGAAUGGAGCUAUUGGUCUGGCAUGCGCGAGACACCUUCGUACAUUUAACUACGAACCGACCAUUUAUUACCCAAAACGUUCCUGCAAACCCAUCUUCCUGGACUUUACAGUUCAAUGUGAGAAAAUGGAUAUUCCAUUCCUGUCUUACCUUCCAGCUGAGGUCCAGCUGAUCAAUGAUGCCUAUAACCUGAUAAUAGAUGCUGUGCUGGGACUCUCAGACGAGGCAGGACUGAAGGAGCUGUACACCAACAUCCUGGCCACAAUGAAACACGUGAAAAUUCCAAUAAUUAGCAUUGAUGUUCCUUCAGGCUGGGAUGUCGAAAAGGGGAACACUGAAGGCAUCAAUCCAGCAGUCCUUGUUUCCUUGGCAGCACCAAAGAAAUGUGCCACACAAUUUUCUGGAAAGUUUCACUUUCUCGCUGGUCGUUACCUUCCUGAUGACCUACAGAAGAAAUACGAGCUUAAUCCCCCAGACUACCCGGGAACCGACUGCAUCGUACAACUUUAAGAAGAGAUGGAUUUUGGGACAAUGGAUUCAAGCAAGAUGAAAACUGACCGGAAUUAAAAGUGGAAAUGUAUAAACACAGCAUUGGCUCCUGCAGCAGGAGCUGCAUUCUCCAGAAAUCCUGGAACCAGCACAACAGGUUCCUUGUAAAAGUCCUGGAAAAUGCAUCUCCUCAGAAACAGUUUUAAAUCGUGUUCUGCAUUAGCAUAAAUCAGUUUUAUUUAUCUCGUCAAGAUUGCUCGCAGGUUUUGUUUUUGUUGAGAAUUCUGACCUACCGUUCUUUCUUUUAAAUUCCAUAAAUGUGACUUUGUUGUAGAGAAUGAUUUUUAUGCAGCAUCAAGAGGCAAAAGCAUGAUCACCAGGUCCGGGUCAGACAUCAUUGUUGUGGCUGUGAUGUAUUUUAAGUUGCUGCUCACCAUAUUAUCAGGUAGGGACCAGAAUAUUUCACUGAGGGAUAUCUGAAUCUGUCAAUAUUUCACUUUUGAAUACCUGCAUCUGCCAAUAAUUGUGGCUAGCGUCAUGUUGAAUUGCCCAAAAGACAUUGUGUGUGUGUGUGUGUGUGUGUGUGUGUGUGUGUGUGUGUGUGUGUGUGUGUGUGUGUGUGUGUGUGUGUGUGUGUAUGCAUAUGUGUGCGUGUUCAGUUUUGGAGAUGGGAGAGACACUCAGCUGAUUGCAAGGCAUCCCACUUUGACCUGAGCCUCUGCUGGGCUGCCAGAUCACGGCAAAACUAAGCAGCAUCACAACUGGUUUCGAUUGACAUACAAAGUGGCAGGGGGUGUACGGUUGGAAAUUGAUCCCCAAUGCUGAAAGCUAACUAGUGAUCCAACCAUCCACCCUUCCUAGUUUUUCCUGGGAAGCGUAUAUGUGUAAGGAAGUUGUGUCAGGACAUGAUUAGCCUUAAAUGUGAUGCAUCUCACAGUUGAUGAACAUGUUAACCCUCCUUAUUUUUUGCUUGGUCUCAGAGAGCAGCAUAUUCGAGUAAGGCACAAGCUUUUACAGAAGCAGGAUUGGGAAAAAGAGGAAGGAAGCAAGGAGAUGAGGAACAGAAUUCUUAGCUCAGAGCGCUCACUAUCGCCCACAAAGUGGGCCUUCCCUUUGAUUCCCCCACUGAUUCAGAAUGCUAUAAUAGUUGUGUUUGUAUUGUGCAUCAUCUAUGGUGAAUGGUUUAUCUUUCUUAUUGUUGGGGGCCAUGAAAUAAAUAAAUUACUGGUACCCAUCAGAUCUGACGAGGAAGUGAAAUGGAGAGAGAUUACACUGAGGUUAGUAAUAAUUGCUCCCGCAGCCAUUCUGCAAAGGGGUAGCCUGGGCAUGGUGCGAAAAUAAGAAAUGCCCAAAUAAAUAAAUGCAACCAUGCACAUUGUACAUUGAGCUUGAUAUGUAAUUUAAAAUUAUACAUAUCAUGGACAAGAUUAGGAAAUGCAAUUAAUUUUUGGGGUUUGGUCUGUAGUUUAGGCCAUCCUACUUCACAAAGAAGGAUGUGAAUGGGUUCAAGGAAGAGACGUGUGGAUGAUUGUGGAGAAAAGAUCAUGGUGUAUUUGAAAUUAGACAGCGUAGGGAAAGGUACCAUUGAGAAGGUUGUUAGUUUACAGAGUGAACUCAGAAGGUGAGGGUUAUAAACAAACACAUCUUGAGCAAGCUUGGAAGUUAAAAUUAUCCUCCUCUCUUCCUGCAGCACAGAACUGGCUCCUGGGACACUUGUUUAAAAAAAGAAGAAAGUUGGUUACAGAGAUAUAUCAGAUUUGUUUGAUUCAGAUAGUGAUGAGGGAGAGGAUAUGGAGAUACGCUGGUAUGGUAGUGGGUGUGGUGAAAGACGGAGAGCUAUCUGUGACUGAGGUCGCAUGGUGGAGGAGUGUAUUGGAUAGGCUGAAUGACCUUUGCUUAUUUCAAGCUUUUGUAUGAGAUGCACUGCCCACCCUGUCAGCACCUCAAACCAAAAACAUUAAGGGCAUUAAUUCUGAGGAGGCCAGGUUCCAGAAAUGCUAGCUAUUCAUUUCUCCCCCGAUGCAGUUUGAUCUGUCCAUAUCCCUGCAUUUCAGAUUGCUAUUGUUAAUGUUCCGUUCUAUUUGGUGAGUUUGUUGUAUGGGUUUAAUAGAUCAUUAGUAGAUGUACUAUGGUGCUGCUCAUUAUGAGCUAUAACCAAGUGUCACUUUGGAUGAAAUGGGCAUAGAGGGUGGGGUUAGUUAGACUAGGUAUGUGUAGGUGUUUCCAUUACCCCUCGAUUUAAAGUCACGAGCUAAAACAUUAACUUUAGAUUUUCCAUUGCAGAGUCAUAUCCUUCACGAUGAUAGUGGUAAACACCCAUGUAAAUAUGUCAUGCUAUAAUUACAGCUUUCGGUCAGUGGUGGGACUGCCUGCACUCAGGGCGAUAGUGUGAUUAUAGCAUGACAAGUUUACAUGCAAAUUCAUCAUUGUAAAUGUGGGCAUAAGACUUUGAGAAAAAUGUCAACAGUAUGCUAAUAUAAGAUUUAAUAUAAUUACAGAUAUAUAUAUAUAUAGAUAGAUAGAUAGAUUCAAAUAUACAGGUAUUUGUACUGUUUGUUGCACUAUUUAUGUUCCAUUUUUAAGCCCUGGGUAGAGUGUGUUUGUCAGCCCUAACUAUGGAUUGUAAGACAUGUUUCCAGUCAAGUUCCAAACUUUGCAGCUAUCGAUGAAAUUACUCAGUGUAUCAUUCACAUUUAUACCAUGUGUAGUACUCACAAUCUACUAGCCCAUCUUGGACCAAUCGUUGAGACAAAGGUGUGGGACCCGCUAACCUAAGAUUAAACCCAUGCUUGUUACAUCUUUCCAUUGUGCUCUGGGGAUCAUAAUGUGUUGUGUUAGUCUGUUAGCCCCAAACAUGAGUUAUUUGCAGUAAACUCUACCCAGCUCUGAGGCAAGCACACUACUGAGACAAAAUUCAGAUUAAUUUUAAUGUUGUUUCUUCUACCAGGUCUUGAAGUGUUGCUGAAUCAAUUUGAUACCUAUAAUAAAUAUAAGUUAUGCUCACCA
Messenger RNA from Stegostoma tigrinum, 3829 nucleotides. It is a transcript of the gene yjefn3, whose product is annotated as YjeF N-terminal domain containing 3. The record is from RefSeq and is a predicted model, not a curated record. Gene Ontology annotation, molecular function: NAD(P)HX epimerase activity. Gene Ontology annotation, cellular component: mitochondrion. The transcript has 6 exons. NCBI's taxonomy places the organism in Eukaryota, Metazoa, Chordata, Chondrichthyes, Orectolobiformes, Stegostomatidae. Bases 98 to 844 code for a protein of 248 amino acids.